AACCGUCGGGCGCAGCAAUAAAGGAGCGCGCUACAGGAGCGCUAGAUCCGCAUUCCGCAGGCACGAGCGGAUUUAUUUUUCCUAUCCGAGCGGCGCCACACGGGGGUUCUCCUUCGAGCAAUCUCCGCUCGGCCCUGUGCCGCCACCACUGACGAGGGCACAGGGAAGGGAAGUGGGGGAAGAGGAGGUGGUGCGCAGCGUGCGGAAUGGCGGCGGCGUCGCUUGUAUCUAGGGGGGUGCAGGUGAGGCGGGAGGGGGUGGCGGCGGCGGAGGAGGAGGACAGGUGGGCGCGGCUGCUGCCGGAGCUGGUGGCGGAGGUGGUGCGGCGCGUGGAGGCGUCCGGUGGGGAGCGGUGGCCGGCGCGGAAGGACGUGGUGUCCUGCGCCUCCGUCUGCAGGCGGUGGCGCGACGUCGCCGUGACGGUCCUGCGGCCGCUGCCCGAGUCCGGGAAGAUCACGUUCCCGGCCUCGCUCAAGCAGCCAGGGCCAAAAGACUUCCCGAUCCAGUGCUUCAUCAAUCGAAACAAGAAGAACUCUACGUUUUAUCUCUACCUUGGAUUUACAAACAAUCUGACAUCCACCACGGGUAAAGGGAAGUUUCUCAUGGCUGCUAAAAGGGUUAGACGGGGUGCUCACACAGAGUACAUUAUUUCUCUUGAUGCUGAUGAUCUGUCACAAGGAAACAGUGCAUAUGUGGGAAAGUUGAGGUCUGAUUUUUGGGGAACAAACUUCAAAAUAUAUGACAGCCAGCCACCCUAUGAUGGUGCAAAGGCGUCAAGCACUCGAUCUAUUCGCUGCUUUGGAAGCAGGCGAAUCAGCCCCCAAGUAUUGUCAGGCAACUUUGACGUUGGACAGGUUUCCUACAAAUACAACCUGCUCAAAUCCAGAGGGCCUAGGAGGAUGUGUUGCACCAUGGAGUGUCCCUCAGUUCAAGAAACCUGGGAGAAUUCCCUCGAGGUGAAGUCUCUAAGGCGUACGGGUACCACUGUCCUUAGAAACAAAGCUCCACGGUGGCACGAGCACUUGCAAUGCUGGUGCUUGAACUUCCAUGGGCGAGUGACAGUUGCAUCAGUUAAGAAUUUCCAGCUGGUGGCUACAGCCGAUCCGACCCAUCCUGAUAGUGCGGGGGAUGAUGAAACCGUUCUCCUGCAGUUUGGUAAGGUUGAUACUGAUAUCUUCACUAUGGAUUAUUGGCGGCCUCUCUCAGCAUUCCAGGCGUUCGCCAUCUGCCUUAGCAGCUUUGGGACGAAGCUAGCUUGUGAGUAACCUUGUUCUUUAGUUCUUCAUGUCACAGUAUUUGCGCACUUCAGCAGUUGAGUCUGCCAAUGCUCUUCUCCGUGCUGUUACCAUGGCUUUCUGAGUUGUUAAGAGUUAGCUUUCCUUCAGGUUAAGGAAUAGUUUCUGCGUCCUGUGCAAGAACUGUACACGUUCAUUUCUCUGAGAUGGAAAAGUAUGUAGGCUUAGCUAGUGCUGAGAAAUGAAAAGAAAAGGGCCUCUUGUAUAUAUGCACUUAGACUGAGGAGCUACAGUUUUCUCUCUUCCUUUGAGAGCCACCAUUUUAUAUAUUGUUGUAAACUUGAUUAUGCAGUUUUGAGUAAUACCAUCAUGGUGAUUGGUGAUCAAAA
This is a messenger RNA of Setaria italica (foxtail millet), 1624 nucleotides long. Its product is annotated as tubby-like F-box protein 10. The record is from RefSeq and is a predicted model, not a curated record. The coding region runs from base 207 to 1265 and encodes 352 amino acids. NCBI's taxonomy places the organism in Eukaryota, Viridiplantae, Streptophyta, Magnoliopsida, Poales, Poaceae. The transcript is spliced from 4 exons.